GUUCAAAGCAUGGUUCAAAGUUCAAGUGUUUAGUAUUUAAAAAAAACAAUUGUCUCCGAGUUUAGUUUUUAAUUAUGGCGUCACCAAGCAAGAGUGACAGCCAUGCCCUCUCCAGGAUUAGAGCUAGGAACGAUUACGUCAUGCGUUUUCUUCAGCCCGGGGAUUUGGUCAAAAUUGACAGACGGAUUUAUUAUCACUGGGGAGUGUAUAUAGGUGACGGUAAGCUAAUUCACAUUACUAAAGAGAGACCACUGGAUAAAAGUUGUGGCGAGAUUCGGGAGGAUGACUUAAUGAAAGUGGCGGGAAAAUCGAAAAUCUACGCAGGCAACGACAGGGAUUCCCGAUACACGCCACGGAGUCCGGACAAAAUAGUGAAAAAGGCCAAAAGGUGUGUCGGAAGCGUUGAUUAUAACUUAAUUACGAGAAACUGUGAACAUUUUGCUAAUUAUUGUCGGUAUGGUCAACGUGUCAGUGAACAGCUCUUAUUUCUGGGUUCUCCGUCAGAAGAAUUAAAAGAGAGAAGUCUGCAUUCUGAUUCAUUAUUUAAUGAUUAGAGAAAAUAGAGCUAAUAAUCUCUGCACCUGUCUAGAUGUCAUUGCUGCUCGAUGCUCGUGUAGCUGUACUGUAGUUCAGACGACCAGAUAACAUAGAAUAACUUUGUAAGCGCCUUGACUACAUUGAAUACAGUUUAUUAACAGAAUGGCGGAACCGUCUACGUCACGUCGUUGUGCCUACAUUCUGGCUUCUACAGCACAAAGCAGUCAAUAAGUCGUUUCUAAGAUCAUAGGCAUUCAGAAGCAGUCUCCUUUGUUUAUAGUUUUAAUGAAUUUUAAUCUAGCUUUAACAAUUUAAUUGCUAAUAGGAGUAAGCAGUGGCGUCACUAAGGUAGGUGUUACACGGCGAGGCCAGCACCACCGUUCCUUCUGGUGACCCCACUGUGAUAGGAUACAGAUUCAUUCAUGCAUUUUAUAAUCAAAGUAGUUUAUGUUUAGACCAGCGGUUCUCAACCUUUAGUCUCGGCGACCCCUUUUUGCAAUCCCCCACUCUGCCGCGACCCCCCCCCCCCGGCACACAUACACAGCAAUAGAAGAAUGGACAAAAACAUUCCAUUUUUGCGAUGGUCUUAGGCGACCCCUGGCAAAUCGUCAAUCGACCCCAAAAGGGGUCGCGACCCACAAGUUGAGAACCCCUGGUUUAGACAGAAAAGAUUAUAAGAUUUAGGAUAGUGAUAAGAGAGAAGGCUGCUAGGACAUAGACAAGGACAUAUUUUCCUGUACAGAUAAACGAUGUAUUUUUUUCGUGAGGAAUGUUUUGAAGAAUUAUUUGAACUAUUGUCAAGCAGCUGUUGAAACUCGCUGCAUAAUCUGGAUUGUAUUAUUAAGACCAUAUCACAUCAAUAUUUUAAAACAACUUAACCUACGCAUUGCAUUAUGCCAUUUUAAUUGUUCUGUGUUUGAGAAGAACAUUAAGACCUGUCUUUUCCAAAUUUUUAAAGAUUAGUUUGUCCUUUAAGCAUUUGUAAUUAUGUCUAUUAUGUUAUUUCUGUCUUGUUUUGUUAAAUUAACUGUAUCGAUAGUGGUGUCAUACGAUAUAUCAAUAUCUGUGGUAACAAUAAAAAAAAAGUUACA
This is a messenger RNA of Biomphalaria glabrata, 1628 nucleotides long. RefSeq names its product phospholipase A and acyltransferase 3-like. The record is from RefSeq and is a predicted model, not a curated record. The coding region runs from base 75 to 554 and encodes 159 amino acids. Lineage: Eukaryota; Metazoa; Mollusca; Gastropoda; Planorbidae. Gene Ontology annotation, biological process: N-acylphosphatidylethanolamine metabolic process. Gene Ontology annotation, molecular function: A2-type glycerophospholipase activity; glycerophospholipid phospholipase A1 activity. The transcript is spliced from 4 exons. Gene Ontology annotation, cellular component: cytoplasm.